Molecule: messenger RNA, 854 nt
Organism: Pyricularia grisea
Lineage: Eukaryota; Fungi; Ascomycota; Sordariomycetes; Magnaporthales; Pyriculariaceae
Exons: 4
Coding region: 89-643 (184 amino acids)
Source: RefSeq, a predicted model, not a curated record
GUCUCCCCUCUCUUCUUUUCUCUGUGCAAAAAAAAAAAACAAAAAAAACACGACAUUCCAGCCGACAUACGCUGGUAUACGUGUCGACAUGGCAGAACGUUCGCUCAUUUUCUCGCCUGCUCCGUACCAUAUAAUCUCAUAUGGCACACUACUGGGCACCACAUUUUUCCAGUCUUUCGUCAACGGAAUAGUUGCAUUCAGAGCAUUGCCGAGGCCGCAGUUCUCAAUUCUUCAACAGAAGAUAUUCCCCGUUUAUUUUGUCAUUCAAUCCGUGCUUCCAGUCACACUAGCCUUGACUUGGCCUGGAUCCAGGAAUGGACUCCAGAGCACGGCAUCUGGCAUUGCCGGUGUGCUUGACGAGCAAAACCGCUGGGGCCUUCUGGUGCCCAUAGCCACCAUGUUUGUGACUGGUGUCGCAAACUUGCUUUGGCUGCUUCCGGCGACAACAGGAUGCAUGUUGGAGAGACGAGUGCAGGAGAAAAAGGAUGGGAAACGCAGCUAUGAUCCCGCUCCUCACUCAGAGGAGAUGAAGGCACUGAACAAGAAGUUCGGUAUUCUUCACGGCAUAUCAUCGUUGUUGAACCUGGGCACAUUUAUUGCGCUCAUCGCCUAUGGCUUCACUUUGGCAGGCCAUCUUCACUGAUGCAUGACCGCAAUUGCAACAAGCUAAGGGGAUCCAUCCGGGCUAUCUUUAUUUUUGACUUGUCUGGUGCGAUGAAACUUUCACAGGAAUGGAACAAUGUUUAAGUGUUGUUGCCAUGUUGACGAAUGUUCUACGAGCUGGCUCAAUUGACCUACGAUGUAGCAUAGCAGUCGACUUUCAUGAUGAUAAUGCAAAUGCUAUUAUUCUAAAU